This is a messenger RNA of Schistocerca gregaria, 1134 nucleotides long. RefSeq names its product gustatory and odorant receptor 63a-like. The transcript is spliced from 6 exons. The coding region runs from base 1 to 1134 and encodes 377 amino acids. The record is from RefSeq and is a predicted model, not a curated record. NCBI's taxonomy places the organism in Eukaryota, Metazoa, Arthropoda, Insecta, Orthoptera, Acrididae.
AUGCCUGCAAAAGGCUGUAUGAAGAAACAAAUUUAUGACAACCCAGACGACAAUAAAACAUGUAUAACUAUGGUGCAUACUGUUGUGAUAAGUACAACAGAAGCUAGAGCAAAAAUGAAAGAUAAAAGUAAAGUUAAUGGCAGUGAAAAUGAAGAGCGCCCUGCGUUCAGGCCAACUUCUGGCGCCUUCCUGUACGCCCUGGGGUGCUACCUGGCGGUGUCUGGCCUGGCGGCCUUCGUCGCCUUCUACCUGAUCACACAACGAGACUACAGUGAAGGCAGCGUCUACAUCACGGCCGCACUCGGCUCCCUCGUUCCGAGUUUUUUUCUGCACCCCUUCUACUGGUUCGGGGCGAAGAAGGUAGUCGCGCUUCUGAAGAAGUGGGUGGAGUUUGAGGAGACGUAUCUGAGAACUACUGGGACGCAACUCAAGCUCAGACUGCGGCGCCCGUCGAUGUUCUUCACAGUGUUGGUGCCGCUAUUCGCUUUCCUCGUAGUCAUGGCGGAGACGUUCAUAUUCGACAUCGCGCAUCCGAGUGUGGCUCUCGCGUACACGGUCACCAUCAGCAUGCUGGUGAACCACGGCGUGGUGUGGCUGCUGCAGUGCACCGCCAUCUGCCGGUCGUCGCUGCUGAUGAAGAAUUACCUCAGGUCGGCGCUGCGCUGCAGGAGCGGCCCUCUGAGCCUGCGCGCCCAGGAGGCGCUGUGGCUGCGCCUCUCGCGGCUCAGCACGGCCACGGCGCACGCGCUCUCCGGCGCUCACCUCGCCGUCACCACCACCUGCGGCGCCGUCUUCCUCAUGUCUGCCUACGGCUUCCUCAUCACGUGCGACAAGCCCGAGCUGGGCGUCAUCUGCGGCGGCUACGGCGCCUACGCCCUAUGCCACGCCGCCUACGUGGCCACGGUGUUCAACGCCGGCUACGCUGUUGGGGUAGCGAUGAAUGAUUUCUGUGACGAAGAAAUUGGUGAUUUGGUUGCUAGCGACGAAAACAUUCGUAAUGAGUUCACGUCUUCGAUGCUGACCUACAUCGUGGUGCUGGCGCAGUUCAGAUUUGGCGCCAAUACGACUGCCGUGAGGACCCAGUUGGCGCUGAGCACACCUGUGACAACCACCGAAAUCGCCCCAAAAGCCUAG